Molecule: messenger RNA, 714 nt
Organism: Mollisia scopiformis
Lineage: Eukaryota; Fungi; Ascomycota; Leotiomycetes; Helotiales; Mollisiaceae
Product: cytochrome P450
Exons: 4
Coding region: 1-714 (237 amino acids)
Molecular function (GO): oxidoreductase activity, acting on paired donors, with incorporation or reduction of molecular oxygen; heme binding; iron ion binding
Source: RefSeq, a predicted model, not a curated record
AUGCAAGCUUUGGGGAAUGAGAUCGACACCAUGGAGACUGCAGGGAAAAUAUCAAAUCCUGUGACCUUCGCCGAGACGCAGCAGAUGCCUUAUCUUCAGGCUGUCAUCAAGGAAGCCUUGAGAAUGCACCCCGCAACUGGGCUACCACUUGGUCGAGUCGUUCCACCAGGGGGCAAGCUGAUUGCUGGCUAUGCAUUUCCUGAAGGCACCAUCGUAGGCAUCAAUUCCUGGGUCGCCCACGCGAAUCCGAAAGUGUUUGGAGAAGACGCCACAGUCUUUCGACCUGAACGGUGGCUCGAAAGCAAGGAGAAGUCCGUGAUGCUGGAUAAAUACUUUUUCAGCUUCGGAAUGGGUUCAAGGACCUGCAUUGGCAAGAAUAUCAGUCUGCUGGAGAUGUCGAAAUUGGUGCCGCAGCUCAUUCGAAAUUUUGACAAUUCGCUGGAGGAGCCAGAUCAAGCUUGGAAGACUACAAAUGGAUGCAAUACUCACCCAUUCUCAUCUCCUCAACUCAACCUACGGCUCACCCAUUGUCAUAUCAAGUCCGACAGAACGGCCUACUCAGGAGAUGUGCUUGGAGUGGAAGUAUGCACGCCACUGCUUGCCCCAUACCCAGACUGGAAUGGAAAGCACGAAAAGAGCAACUUCGAUGCCUCCAAUGGUGUUGAAGACGCGUGCGGGACCCCAAGCAGUGACCUAGUCGUUUACGCCAACUAA